UCAUUGGGCGAAAAAUAACGGAGACCAGGCGUUGACUUCAUCUUUUCCGCCCUAAGACAAACCCUCGUUCGUUGACGGGUCACCGGUCGCUUCCCCACCAAAGAUUAUGAACUCCUCAACCGAUUUUUUUCUUUUUGUGUAUGCUCAAAGCAUCCGUUGAAGUGAAGCUUCCCACUUCCGAUUUGUUCCUAGUUCCUAAUUAUCAGUGUUGCCCUAAAUAAAAGAUGCAUAGCCGGAUCUUCACUAUUCAAAGCCAUAUGAGAAAGGUCGUGCGGAGAAAACUUCCCUUCCUUAAGUCUUCUCUGUUUUCCAGAGUGAGUCAACCGUGUAAUACAUGCCAGAGAUCCUAAAGGAUUUAUAAUCCUCAAAUUGUAGAUCGUUUUACUACCCAUCUCGACAUUUGAUGUGUUUCAUUUUGGGUGUGUCUUGUUUAAUCUGUUGAGUGCGUUUUCUGAGUCUUUGAUCUCCAUCCCCACAUGGGAUACCCGCAGAAACCCUAGUGUUUUUGCUGGAUGGAUUUUGUGGUUUCUGCCUGCAGAACCUCGACUGCUGGUGCUUGUUUGGUUUACAGUAAAAGGGAGCUUGAGGUUCGGGUCAUGGGUGUUUAUCUGAUGAAGCCUUGGUUGUUUCAAUCUCACUGUGAAGACCUUUUUGGAGGUUUUUAAUACUUUACCCUUUUUGUACGCUUACUCAUCUUCUCUUCUCAAAUGUGUUGUUGUUCUUUAUGGUUAUUUAACAUUGUUUAAAUAUCAUGUUCUAAAUUUUAUUAUUUGGGGAAAAAUGGCUGCUUUGUUAUCUGUACGCUGAAGCUGUGGAUGCGGUAAAUGUAAAAUUAUAUUGAAAUUUUGGUGAUGCUUUGCAAGUUCUAAGUUUCAUGGCUUCAAAGAAGAAAACCCGCCUUCUGGGCGUAGCUUUUCGCCGUUUCCUGUCUCUUGCUCUAAUUACUUUGUUAGGGGUUUUGCUGUUGAUUUUCCUUAUUAGGAAAAAUUCAAUUUCAAAUCUUACGACUGAGGUUGGGGAGAAAGUUGGUGAAAUUUUCCUGCCUAAUUCAAGUUAUUCCCGAUAUAAAGAACUCAACCUCCCCAAGCAAAAUGAACUGUCAAUUUCAUUGGAAAAGAGAAAUCAGUUGCUUCCUAGAAACAUAGAUUUGUAUCCAAAUCUAGGCAAGGAUCAUAUAGUAAUAGUUUUAUAUGUACACAAUCGACCCCAAUAUCUCCAAGUGGUUGCCCAGAGCCUGUCUCAGGUAGUGGGGAUCAGUGAAACUUUAUUGAUAGUUAGCCAUGAUGGGUACUUCGAGGAAAUGAACAAGAUUGUGGAAAGUAUUAAGUUCUGUCAAGUGAAACAGAUUUUUGCCCCUUACUCGCCCCAUAUAUUCCCCAACAGCUUUCCUGGUGUCUCACCGAAGGACUGUCAGAAUAAGGAUGACCCAACAGAGAAACACUGUGAGGGGAAGUCAGAUCAGUAUGGAAACCACCGAUCACCAAAGAUUGUGUCACUGAAGCAUCAUUGGUGGUGGAUGAUGAACACAGUGUGGGACGGAUUGAAGGAAACCCAGAAACACUCAGGCCAUAUUCUUUUCAUAGAGGAGGAUCACUUCAUUUUUCCGAAUGCGUAUCGCAACUUACAGCUACUUGCAUCACUGAAACCUGAAAAAUGUCCUGAUUGCUAUGCUGCAAAUCUAGCACCGUCUGAUGUGAAGUCAAAAGGGGAAGGUUGGGACAGUCUAAUUGCUGAGACAAUGGGGAAUGUAGGUUAUUCUUUUAAUCGAACUGUUUGGAGGAAAAUCCAUAGGAAGGCAAAGGAAUUUUGCUUCUUUGAUGAUUACAACUGGGACAUAACAAUGUGGGCUACAGUUUUUCCAUCAUUCGGAGGCCACGUUUACACAUUGCGAGGGCCAAGGACUAGUGCAGUUCACUUUGGAAAAUGUGGUCUGCAUCAAGGCCAAGGGGAGGACAAAGCUUGCAUUAUUAAUGGUGCAGUGAACAUUGAACCUGCAGAGACUGAUAAGGUUGCCAACAUCAAACCAGAGUGGGGUGUGCAUGUGCAUAAGCAGGUGGCAGGAUAUCAAGCUGGGUUCAGGGGUUGGGGAGGCUGGGGUGAUUCAAGGGAUCACCAGUUGUGUUUGAAUUUUGCUUCCAUGUAUCACUAGAUAUACUCCAUCUUUGUUCUGAGGGUUCAAGUUUUUUGGGAUUCAGAGUCCAUCCACCCCCAGGCACCAUAUCUGGAUUGUGUUGUAAUUUAAACAGCGUAAACUGUUUCCACACUGCACUGCUUUGUUUAAUCUCAGGUAUUGUGUUCAUAGUGCUUGUUCACAAUAUCGCAUUAACAAAAGCCAUAUUUUUGUUAAAUUUUACUAUUUCUUUUUUGUGAAUCUUCUCUGUUAAUCAUCUUAAGACUUGAAAAUUCUUGAUCAUACUGGGCAAUAUUUUU
Messenger RNA from Malania oleifera, 2430 nucleotides. RefSeq names its product alpha-1,6-mannosyl-glycoprotein 2-beta-N-acetylglucosaminyltransferase. Gene Ontology annotation, cellular component: Golgi membrane; Golgi stack. Gene Ontology annotation, molecular function: alpha-1,6-mannosylglycoprotein 2-beta-N-acetylglucosaminyltransferase activity. The coding region runs from base 875 to 2149 and encodes 424 amino acids. The record is from RefSeq and is a predicted model, not a curated record. NCBI's taxonomy places the organism in Eukaryota, Viridiplantae, Streptophyta, Magnoliopsida, Santalales, Ximeniaceae. The transcript has a single exon. Gene Ontology annotation, biological process: protein N-linked glycosylation; oligosaccharide biosynthetic process.